Molecule: messenger RNA, 865 nt
Organism: Castor canadensis (American beaver)
Lineage: Eukaryota; Metazoa; Chordata; Mammalia; Rodentia; Castoridae
Source: RefSeq, a predicted model, not a curated record
AUGGCAGGCCUCUGGCCUUGUGUACUAUUUCUGCUCUGCUUGCCAGAUUUGAUCAUAGGAGCACUCUCAGCCUUCACAUGUGCAGGAGCCUGCAGUACCAGUGUCCCAGAAGACCUCACCCUUGAGGGGAGCCAGGAGUCCUGGGACAAGGACAUCCCUGCAAUUAACCAAGGGCUCAUCCCAGAGGAAACCCCAGAUGGCAGCUUCCUUGUGGAGGGGGACAUCAUCCGACCAAGCCCCUUCCGACUGUUGUCGGUGACCAACAGCAAGUGGCCCAAAAGCGCUAGUGGCGUCGUGGAGGUCCCCUUUCUGCUCUCUACCAAGUAUGAUGAGCCCAGCCGCCAGGUCAUCCUGCAAGCAUUUGCUGAAUUUGAACGUUUCACGUGCAUCCGGUUUGUUGCCCACCAGGGCCAGAGAGACUUCAUUUCCAUCAUCCCCAUGUUGGGGUGUUUUUCUGGUGUGGGGCGCAGUGGAGGGAUGCAGGUGGUGUCCCUGGCACCUGCCUGUCUCCGGAAGGGUCAUGGUAUCGUUCUGCAUGAGCUCAUGCAUGUGCUGGGCUUCUGGCAUGAGCAUGCGCGGGCCGACCGGGACCGGUACAUCAAGGUCAACUGGAAUGAGAUCCUCCCGGGCUUUGAAAUUAACUUCAUCAAGUCUCGGAGCAGCAAUAUGCUGGCCCCUUAUGACUACUCAUCAGUGAUGCACUAUGGGAGGCUUGCCUUCAGCUGGCGUGGGCAGCCCACCAUCAUACCUCUCUGGGCCCCCAGUGUUCAUAUUGGCCAGCGAUGGAACCUGAGUGCUUCGGAUAUCACCCGGGUCCGCAGACUCUACGACUGCAGCCCAAGUGACCCUGACUCCCAUUGGAGAA